AAAAAACAGUGAAAAGACAUAUUGGGUAAGAAAAUCAUGGGUUAAUGCCUUAAAUGACAAAAUAAAAAGCGCCAGUUAAACAAAAGAAAAAUUUUACAGAAAAGGAAAAUGACUCUACUCCAUCCCAAGAUGGCAACAACCAAUGCUUGUUAGGAAGGGAUAGUCAUUUUCCUUUAAGAAUUCAGUUGUGUCAAAGUACAAAUUAGCUUUCCCUUCCUAUUCAUAAAUCCUUGAGAGGGAGGCAAAGUGAAGCACCACCAAACUAAUAAGAGGAUGCCCUCAUUUCUUUUAGCUCUUGUUGCUCUCAUCUAGCCAUAUCUCCAAUUUCUUGAAUUCUUCAGCAAGAAGCCACAAGCCUGCAGAAGAAGGUCAUGCUUGCCUUUCAAAGCCUAAUGUAUCUUUCAGUCAAACAAUUGGUCCUUGUUCAGAAUAGUGAUGGGGGUAAAAACUGGAAGACAACACACAUAGCUGAUAUGCUAAGCAAGUUUAGGUGAUAGAUAACGACCACACGGCACCCUUAUCAGGGCCCUUCAAAAAGGACAUUAAUUUGCUAGCAAGACCAAGGCAAGGAGUCGGAAUCCAGGUUCGGAGUAAAAAUGCAGCUCCAUAUAUCCCCAAGCCUGAGGCAUGUAACAGUUCUUCCUACCAAAGGCGUAAAGGACUUCAUCAAAUUCAGAGUUGUCCCUAGACGACUCUCAUAUCGUGUUGUAUUCUAUUCCCUCCUCCUCUUCACUUUUCUGCUCCGGUUUGUCUUCAUGUUGACUGCUGUAGACACCAUUGACGGAGAAAGUAAAUGUACACCCAUAGGUUGCUUGGGAAGAAAAAUUAGACCAAGUAUUAUAGGAGGGCAAUUCGAAUCGAAGCUCCCAGAAGUGAUAUAUAGAGUGUUGGAGGAACCACAAAACCAGACAGAGAUACAGGAAGAGAAUGAAUUUCCUCAGACCCUCGAAGACUUAGUUGCAGAAUUCAGAGCUGAAAGACCAGAUGCAAAGACCUUCGCUGUCAAGCUCAGAGCUAUGAUCAAUUUCCUAGAGCAAAGGACAAGAACUGCAAAAAUCCAAGAGUACCUGUAUCGCCAUGUGGCAUCCAAUAGCAUCCCUAAACAGCUACAUUGCCUUUCUCUAGAACUAGCAAAUGAGCACUCGAUUAAUGCUAAUGCUCGUCUCCAGUUGCCAUCACCAGAACUCGUACCUGCCCUGGUAGAUAACUCGUUCUUCCAUUUCAUUUUGGCCACUGAUAAUGUUCUUGCUGCCUCAGUUGUUGCUUCCUCACUUGUCCAAAACUCACUGCGCCCAGAAAAGGUGGUGUUUCACAUAAUCACAGAGAAGAAAACUUACUCCCAAAUGCAGGCUUGGUUUUCCUUGCACCCUUUGACACCGGCUAUCCUUGAGGUUAAAGGCCUACACCAUUUUGAUUGGUUCACAAAGGGGAAAGUUCCGGUUUUGGAAGCAAUGGAGAAAGACCAAAAAGCACGGUCCCAGUUCAGGGGAGGCUCUUCUUCGAUUGUGGCAAACCAAACUGAAAACCCUAACAUUAUUGCGGCAAAGUUACAAGCACUCAGUCCUAAGUACAACUCGCUAAUGAAUCACAUACGGAUUCAUUUGCCAGAGUUGUUUCCUACUCUAAACAAGGUGGUCUUCCUCGAUGAUGAUGUAGUGGUCCAAACUGAUGUCUCGCCUUUGUGGGACAUUAACAUGAAUGGAAAGGUGAAUGGAGCAGUGCAAACAUGCACAGGGAAGGAUAAGCUUGUAAUGUCUAAACGCUUCAAGAGUUAUCUGAACUUUUCUCACCCUCUAAUAGCAAAUAACUUUGACCCUAACCAAUGUGCAUGGGCAUACGGCAUGAACAUCUUCGAUCUUGAGGCAUGGAGAAGAACAAACAUAAGUCAAACAUACCAUCACUGGCUAGAACAAAACUUGAAGUCAGACCUGAGUUUGUGGCAACUAGGAACAUUACCUCCUGGCCUAAUUGCAUUCCAUGGCCAUGUACAUAUCAUUGAUUCCUUCUGGCACAUGUUGGGACUUGGCUAUCAGGGUAAUACGAGCCAUGAAGAUGCUGCAAGUGCUGGUGUUAUCCACUUCAAUGGUAGGGCAAAACCUUGGCUAGAAAUUGCAUUCCCACAACUUCGAUCACUAUGGAGCAAGUAUGUCAACGUCUCAGAUAAAUUCAUUAAAAAGUGUCAUAUUACAGCAUCAUGAGUUGUAUUAAGGAAAGAGUGUCAUGAUCUUCAUCUUCCAUAAAGGAGAAGAACUAAGAGAAACUUUUCCAAAAGCAGAGGCAUUAGCUCGUGAUGUGAUGAAGUGAACUGCCAAGGCUUACAUUUCUUCAACUGGUCUUCACUACAAGCACACAAGCAUGUGUUCUGAUGCUCUCCAUUGUGUAUAGAAUAAAUUUCAUUUUUGGUCCUACGAGUAUAGCAUCAAUUCUACAAUUGGUCCACGUCUUUGACUUUGACCACUUUUGAUGCAUGACUAUUGUUUUUUGCCCAUAUAUGGUCAUUCUGCCGAUAUUUCCGGUGGUUAAAAACGUUGGAGAGGCGUCAGAAAAUUAAAUGGAAGGAUCGCAAAUGGUCAAGAAACAUUAGACAAGUACCAAAAGUGAACAAAGUGAAAGACGUGGACUAGAUGUGGAAAUGACAUAAAACUCUAGGACAAAAAGUAGAAUUAAUUCUUGUGUAUUAGUGUAUAUAUUAAUGAUGGUAUAAAGAUUAUGUUAGGAUGUCUGAUUCUUUCCCUCUUCUCUAUCCUCAUAGUAGAAAUCUCAAUUCAAAUAUGAUGUUAACAUGAAGGGUUAGCAUAUGUGUUUGAAUCAUUUGCUGAGGCGUGAAACUUCCAUAGUUCCACCCUAACUCCAGUUAAUUGUAAUAUAUGCAAGACCAACAGUAACAUGGAUAAGCUACGAAUCUUUAUAUUAGACUCCCCUCCAUCCCAAAAAUGAUUCCACAUCGAAAAUUUAUUUUUAUCCCAAAAAAGGGUUAUAUUCCAAAAGAAGCUAAUUUAAUUAAAUGCUUCGUUUUCUUUCAGAUGAUGACAAACAAAUUAAUUAUUCUAAAUUUGGUUAAACCAAGAAAUUUAAUAAAGAGAAUAACUAGGGUUGAUGAUUUUUAUGAACUUUCUUACUAAAAUUUAGAAGUGGUUCCAUGGUGAAAAAAAUACUUUUUUAGAGUAACACAUUGUUCUUGUACCCUCCCAUUUUGUAUAUUCAUAUUGCGAAAAUAGGCUCUGUAUUUGGGGUUUAAGAGCCCUGAGUAUGGGGGAUUCAAUUGAGGUUCAAAUGGUUUCAGGAUCAUGAAACCCUGAAGGGGAGGGGGCGUAAAAUAUUUCAGUUUUGAAGCCUUCUCAAAAUACACUAAAAUUCUUUAAACAUUUUUCAAUCUAUGCUACAAACUCACUCAUCCAACUCCCUUUCUUCCAUAACUAUUCUUUUCAAAAUAGAUCCAAUUCUUACUACCUUUGUCAUGGGCUCAUGGCUUAAGCGUCUCGUUGAAAGAUGACACAAUCACACAAUUAUUUAGACAAUAAUUAAAUAAGGUAAUUCAAGUAUAUUUUGAGAAAUAGUUUUGAUAGGUAUAUAACAUCAUGAAGUCAUUGAUGACAACUGUGAUGUUAUAGGUGUAUUAUUAUAAAUAUAAUAACAUUUGAUGAUUAAUUUGCAUUUAAGAGUGCUAAUUAUUUCCUAAAAUAGAAAUGAGAGGCUUUAGUUGGGACGUCCAAAAAAGGCAAGUGAAAAACUUAAGAUGGGAUGGAGGGAGUAUAUACUUUUGGUAUGGAAUAAGGGAAAAAGAAAUUCAAUACCAUCAAAUAUCCAAUGUCACUCAACCCACUUAAAAUCUUCACAUUCUUUUUGUACCUCAAGAUGCAUAACUGAUUUUAACAUUUGCUUACUUUGCUACAAGCCUACAAAUAUUUCAUGAUAUCUCAAGCAGUGCAAAUAACUGAAUUGAGUGAACUAGGACCUUCAUGUUUGCACUAAGUCAAUUUGAAAAAUAUCCUUCACAGUGUUGGAGGUUUUGAAAGUGAAAUUGGAGAUUUAGUUUUAUAUAGUAUCCCAAGUAUGUGCCAUGUGACCCCGCUUAAAUACUCCAUUUAGCCUCUGCUAGUCAGGCAAAUUAAGACUUUCCAGAGAACUAAAAAGCUAUGGAAGUGAUUCACGUGUCCUGCAAAUCUGCAAUGCCUUUGACUCAGUAAGCAGAUUCUCUUUUCUGGAAACUUACUGAUAGUGCCCUAGGGCUUGUACCCCUGGGUAUACCAUAAUUAGGUUUUGGAUUAGUCGGAUGCAAAAAUAAAAGAUUUCAGGCACACACGGAGUCUCUCUAGCUAAGCCAUUCACAACAUGACGCGAUCUUUCAACCAACUUCCAAUAGACUAUCAUGGAGGCAUGGAUGGUGGAAAGGUCUUCCCACCUUUAAUUUAGUUGUGAUAUACAUAGUUAUAUAUGUCUAUAUAUACACCCUAAGUGUUUUUGAGGAGGUAUGUUCAAUCAUUCAACUAGAAUCACUUUAUCUAGAUUUGUACUCUCUCUACCCCAUCUCCUACACACCAGUGACACUGGGAAUCAGUUUCCUAUGAAUUUAACUGAAAUGACAGUCACAAACUAUGCGUGAGCAUAAUUUAUGUUUCUUUGGCUCAUUUAAGGCAAAAGAUAAAACAACAGAGAUGAUCAUAUGAAAGAACAUAUUAUAAGCAAUGAAUCAGACAAUUUAGACAUUUCUUGUAUCAUAAAAUAAAGAGAUGCUUUAGACCGGAAAGAUUACCAGAUCUAUAUAAACACAGUAGUGACAGAGGGGGUGGAGUGGGAGUAAGAGAAGCAUCAUAAAUUGUUGAAAAAUGUUGUUAACUUUUACCGGUAACUUUAGACACCAAAGCCUUCAAGAACUUUGCAGACUUUGUAAGUGGAGAAUUAAUGGCCAUCAAAUUGUACAAAACAUUCUCAACUUCAGUGAUAGAUGGUCUUGUUUUGAAUGUAGAGACCAGCUUCAACUCUCCCUUUUCUUCAACUAACACAUUCCAUUGCUCCCCACUCAAUACCCCAUCUCUCACACACUUAAAAAUCACACAUUUUCUUUUGUUCAGUACCCCUCUAACCUCCAACCCCGUAAAUGAGUACACUACUUCAAAUGAACCCACAAAUUCACGCAACUCUUCAAAACCAUCCUCAUCUUCGAACCCCCAUUUCGGAUUGAAAAUUACCACAGGCUUUGGAUACACACUAUCCGUGAUUAUCUUCAUAAAUUCAAGUUGUCGAACCUCUGGAGUCAAGAACACAAUCAGAUCAGCAGGACUCAAAAUCCUGCUACUUUCUCCAGUAGCUACCGAUAAAGUGUCAAGAUUUUCAACCGUAGUGCUGUAAGAACGACUUGCAAACGUACUGGCAGCCUCCUCGAAACACUCAUCUGGCCAAAGAAUCAUAGUCUUAAUUUUAGAGCCUUUCCUUUUAAUGGGCAUAUUCGCGAACACAUCAAGCGCGAGCUGUGAGAGUGACGUCGGCGACUCAUUGAUCACCGGAAUUUCUACUCGGAAUCUAGGUUGCUUUAACUUCUUGAUUCUCGGGGAGAGUUUGGGGUUGUUGAGAGGCUUCUCUAGAGUGCGGCAAAGAGAAGCCUUCGCCUGAGAAAUGGCUUCUUCUUUGCUGCUGGGUGGGGUAGGUGAGGAGAGGGCAGAAUGGGGGUAUAUUGAUCUGCUCAAGGGCUUCGUCAAGGAAACAGUGAAACGAUGAAAGUGACGAUAAUGGCGUCCAGUGGGGAAGAAAGGUGGAUGCUGAACCUGGGUCGGCUUGAAAUGAAAUUUGGAGUUCGAAGUGUUGAUGGAUAGUUGGUGGAAAUUAAGAAGAUUCGUAGCCAUAGGACAGUAUUUAGAACAGUCCAUUAAAGUCAGCCGUGAGCACAACCAGGUUACGAGUUGAAGAGAAGAUAGCCUCACUCAGUCACUCUCCUGCAACUAG
Messenger RNA from Cuscuta europaea, 5940 nucleotides. The record is from the annotation of a GenBank genome assembly. Lineage: Eukaryota; Viridiplantae; Streptophyta; Magnoliopsida; Solanales; Convolvulaceae.